AAGGCGUGUUAACGGUCGCUGGGUCUCCGGCUGCAGGAUGGCAGCCUCAGGGUCCGGAGCCUACACGCGGAACGAUGCGGUCGAAAAGCUGCCAUCUGUCAUGGCGGGAGUUCCGGCGCGGAGAACUCAAUCCUCCCCACCUCCCGCCCCACCGCUCUGCCUCCGGCGGCGAACGCGACUCGCGACGGCGCCCGAGGACACAGUGCAGAACCGGGUGUCACUUGAGAAGGUGCUUGGGAUCACAGCCCAGAAUAGCAGUGGUCUAACCUGUGACCCCGGCACAGGCCACGUGGCCUACCUGGCAGGCUGUGUGGUUGUGAUUUUGAACCCCAUGGAGAACAAGCAGCAGCACAUCUUUAAUACUGCCAGAAAGUCUCUGAGUGCCUUGGCUUUUUCACCUGAUGGGAAGUACAUAGUGACCGGAGAGAAUGGGCACAGGCCUGCCGUGCGCAUCUGGGAUGUGGAGGAGAAAAGUCAGGUGGCGGAGAUGCUGGGCCACAAGUAUGGUGUGGCCUGCGUGGCCUUCUCACCCAGCAUGAAGCACAUCGUGUCCAUGGGCUAUCAGCACGACAUGGUCCUCAACGUCUGGGACUGGAAGAAAGAUAUCGUGGUGGCCUCCAACAAAGUGUCAUGCAGGGUCAUCGCCCUCUCUUUCUCUGAGGACAGCAGCUAUUUUGUCACCGUGGGGAACCGGCAUGUGAGAUUCUGGUUUUUGGAAGCCUCUACUGAAGCAAAGGUGACAGGCACCGUGCCGCUGGUGGGGCGUUCGGGCAUCCUGGGAGAGCUACACAACAACAUCUUCUGUGGUGUAGCCUGUGGCCGAGGCCGGAUGGCAGGCAAUACCUUUUGCGUGUCCUACUCGGGCCUCCUCUGCCAGUUCAGUGAGAAGAGAGUACUGGAGAAGUGGAUCAACCUGAAGGUCUCCUUGUCCUCCUGCCUCUGUGUCAGUGAGGAGCUCAUCUUCUGUGGCUGCACAGAUGGGAUCGUCCGAAUCUUCCAAGCCCACAGCCUACACUACCUCGCCAACCUGCCUAAGCCACACUACCUUGGUGUGGAUGUGGCACAGGGCCUGGAACCCAGCUUCCUCUUCCACAGGAAGGCAGAAGCAGUCUACCCAGAUACAGUGGCACUGACCUUUGACCCCGUCCACCAGUGGCUAUCCUGUGUGUAUAAGGACCACAGCAUCUACAUCUGGGAUGUUAAGGACAUCAACAAAGUGAGCAAGAUGUGGUCAGAGCUCUUCCACAGCUCCUAUGUCUGGAACGUGGAGGUAUAUCCUGAAUUUGAAGAUCAGCGAGCUUGUCUGCCAUCCGGGUCAUUUCUGACUUGUUCCUCCGACAACACCAUCCGCUUUUGGAACAUGAGCAGCAGCAGCUCCAGCUCUCAAUGGCAGAGGAAUAUCUUCAGCAGUACUCUGCUGAAGGUAGUGUAUGUGGAGAACGAUAUCCAGCACUUGCAGGACACCUCGCACUUCCCAGACCGGGGCAGCGAGAACGGGACGCCUGUGGACGUGAAGGCCGGUGUGCGUGUCAUGCAGGUCAGCCCUGAUGGCCAGCACUUGGCUUCUGGCGACCGGAGUGGAAAUCUGAGGAUCCACGAGCUGCAUUUCAUGGAUGAGCUGGUCAAGGUGGAGGCCCAUGACGCCGAGGUGCUGUGCCUGGAGUACUCCAAGCCCGAGACAGGACUAACCUUGCUGGCCUCUGCUAGUCGGGACCGACUGAUCCACGUGCUGAAUGUGGAGAAGAACUACAACCUGGAGCAGACCCUAGACGACCACUCCUCCUCCAUCACAGCCAUUAAGUUUGCUGGCACGAGAGACAUCCAGAUGAUCAGCUGUGGGGCCGACAAAAGCAUCUACUUCCGCAGCGCCCAGCGGGCCUCAGAUGGACUGCACUUCAUCCGUACCCACCAUGUAGCAGAGAAAACCACCUUGUACGACAUGGAUAUUGACAUCACACAGAAGUAUGUGGCUGUGGCCUGCCAGGACCGCAAUGUGAGGGUCUACAACACGGUGAAUGGCAAGCAGAAGAAGUGCUACAAGGGCUCCCAGGGUGAUGAAGGAUCCCUGCUGAAGGUCCAGGUGGACCCAUCCGGAACCUUCCUGGCCACGAGCUGCUCUGACAAGAGCAUCUCCGUCAUUGAUUUUUACUCGGGCGAGUGUGUUGCCAAGAUGUUUGGCCAUUCAGAAAUCAUCACAGGCAUGAAGUUCACCUAUGACUGUCGUCACUUGAUCACCGUAUCUGGAGACAGCUGCGUGUUCAUCUGGCACCUGGGCCCAGAGAUUACCACCUGCAUGAAGCAGCACCUGCUGGAGAUCAACCACCAGGAGCAGAGACGGCGGAAGCAGCAGCCCAAGGACAGGAAGUGGGAUGACCACCCAAGGCAGGAGACCUAUGCAUCCAUGCCUGGUGAGAUCCGAUCCCUCAGCCCUGGAGAGCAGACUGAGGAUGAGACGGAGGAGGAGUGUGAGCCUGAAGAGCUGGUGAAGACCCCAUCCAAGGACAGUUUGGACUCGGGUCUGGAAGGAGGCCCAGAUCCUCAGUGCCUGCUGACCAACGGCAAGCUGCCGCUCUGGGCCAAGCGGUUGCUAGGGGACGAUGAUGUGACAGAUGGCUCUGCCUUCCACGCCAAGCGCAGCAGCUACCAGCCACAUGGCCGCUGGGCAGAGCGGGCUGACCAGGAACCCUUGAAGACCAUCCUGGACGCUCGGGCCCUAGAUUGUUACUUUACACCCAUGAAACCUGAGAAUCUGGAAAACUCUGUUGCGGACACAGUGGAACCGCAGAACUUGGAGGACCUGCUGGGUGAGGCAGAGAGUCCCCAGGAGGAUGGCCAUGGGCACCCCUCCUUUCUGUCCCUGCAGAGAGAGCCAUCUGAGGCCAGCAAGCUCCUUGCCUACUCCCUGGACACGGAAGUGACAGUCAUGGGGACUGCCAGCCAGUACUAUGAGAAGGAAGCCGAGGCGGGGCCUGGAGAGCCGCAGGCAGAGGCCUACCUCAAGGCGUCCUCCAGCAGCAUGAAGGACCAGAGCCCACUUGAGGAAUACCUGGGUACAGCAGAAGAGCAGCCCCGGCCUGAGGGGCCAGGCACAGCCAGCAGCUCGGUGCCCCAGACCCCUGAGCAGGAAAAGUUCCUCCGGCACCACUUCGAGACCCUCACUGACACUCCUUCAGAAGAGCUCUUUCAAGGGUCCCUGGAGGAUAUGAAAGCCUCAGAGGCUGAGGACUUCUUCUUCAACCCCCGGCUGAGCAUCUCCACGCAGUUCCUGUCACGCCUCCAGAAGGCUUCCAGGUUUACCCAUACCUUCUCACCCCUGGGGCCUCUGCACCUGGUUAGAUCUCUGGAGAUCAAGCUUCGCCAUCGGGGAAGCCAGCCCCGAGCAGAGCCCCCGAGAGCAGGUACUGGCUUCACCUCCCCAGAUGGGACCAAUGUCCUCUUGGGGGGCAAGGCUGAGGACCCCCUGUGCCCACUGACUCCCCAUCUUACAGGCCUGGCACCCUGUGUCCCUUCCUCCUCGAUGCUGCCCACAGACAGGAAGCCUUCAACCCCCACAUCUGAACCAGGCCUGGCUCCAGGUGUCUGCACCCCCUCUACCUGCUCCUCCAUGGAACCUACCGCCAGCUCCCGAGCCAGGAUGUCCUGUGGCAUCUCCCGCGAGAGCAGUGGGGAUCCCAUCACUGCUGAGCUGGCCAGCCCACUCCACAGACCCUCGUCUGCGGAAGAAUUGGACGCUCUGCGCCAGGAGCUCCCGGACCCCACAGAAGACCCCAGCUCUGGCAAUGAGGACCGAGAGCCUUCCCCACCCUCCUGGGGCAACCACGAGGCCCGAGCCAGCCUGAGACUGACCCUGUCAAGUGUCUGUGACGGGCUGAAGCCUCCCACCACAUGCAUCUGGUCCCAGGAGUCCGUGGACACGAGGCCCGGGGGAGCAGCCACAGCAGCCAGCUCCCUUGCCCCCAGUCCCACGGACAGGAGCACCCCAAGGCUCCACAGCUCUGCCUUUCUUCCAAAGCCCCCAAGCCCCCCCUCCCUCUCCCCUUCCCCUCACUCCAGCAGCCCCCCACUUCCAGAAGUUAGGCCUGAAGUCCCUGGUAGCACUGCCUCCUUUCCAGAGCCCAGUCCUGAUUCACCCAGUCCCGUCCCAGGGAGCUCUGGACACUGGGGGGAGCUUGGGCUGCCGGCUGCCGUCCUGCCCCCCACGCCCCUCUCCCUGCACCAUGUGACGAGCGUCUUGCACAGGCUGCAGGCUGCCUUCCAAGAAGCCCUUGACCUUUACCACAUAUUAGGCUCCAGCCGCCGGCUGGGUACUGAGCAGCGCCAAGCACAGAACCUGCUGGCCUCUACCUUCCUGUGGGUCCAGAGCCAGCUGGAAGCCAGCGACUGGCUGAUUGGAGCUGACUUGGCUUCCGCCCAGUCUGUGCCAAGCCCAGAUCUUCCGUCCCCACCCACAUUGUGCCCCUUGGCCAGCCCGGACUUGCAGGCCCUUCUGGAGCACUACUCAGAACUGCUGGUUCAGGCUGUGCGGAGGAAGGCGCGGUGAGACCAAGGGCUUUGCCGAUGCCGCCACCUCGCUGCUCUGGAAAAGCGGGUUAUUUGGAGCAAAUAAA
This is a messenger RNA of Perognathus longimembris pacificus (Pacific pocket mouse), 4607 nucleotides long. It is a transcript of the gene Wdr62, whose product is annotated as WD repeat domain 62. Gene Ontology annotation, biological process: neurogenesis; mitotic spindle organization; regulation of mitotic cell cycle. Gene Ontology annotation, molecular function: protein binding. The record is from RefSeq and is a predicted model, not a curated record. The transcript is spliced from 31 exons. NCBI's taxonomy places the organism in Eukaryota, Metazoa, Chordata, Mammalia, Rodentia, Heteromyidae. Bases 38 to 4540 code for a protein of 1500 amino acids. Gene Ontology annotation, cellular component: mitotic spindle.